This is a messenger RNA of Xenopus laevis (African clawed frog), 2022 nucleotides long. It is a transcript of the gene slc35e3.L, whose product is annotated as solute carrier family 35 member E3. NCBI's taxonomy places the organism in Eukaryota, Metazoa, Chordata, Amphibia, Anura, Pipidae. Gene Ontology annotation, biological process: carbohydrate derivative transport; nucleobase-containing compound transport; organophosphate ester transport. The transcript is spliced from 5 exons. The record is from RefSeq and is a predicted model, not a curated record. Gene Ontology annotation, cellular component: membrane. Bases 531 to 1457 code for a protein of 308 amino acids.
UAAAAUGUGCCUCUUCUUCCAGUACUUUCUGAUAGGAGGAAUUAGGGCAUGAAAACGAAGCGUCACGCUAGCACUACUGGAAUACAUUUAUAGCACGAACUUUAUACAGCGCGUGAGGAUCCGCCAUCUUUAUUAAGGGCUAGCUAACUGCUUGCUUCGUCCAAUCCACAAGCACUGACUCUGCCCACCCUUGUCAUUGGAUUCUACCUUCUUGUGAUCCGCCGCUUGAAGCCGGGCUUGAAUGCAGUCGCUGUGACGUGUCAAGCACAAGCAACGUGCGCGAGCUUCUAGCCCCGCCCUGUCUUCUACCCACAUGUCCGGCAGUCAGCCAACGGGGGAGGAGAUGUGAGUGAGGGCACUAAAUUGGGUACGGGUAGCGGAAUGUCACGAUGCCUUGAGGUACAUAGAGUUGCACCUACGAAAACUGUCGUUCCCUCCUUCUCCAGUCCCCCCCUUCCUCCAAAAGCAGCCUGAGCCCUACAACUUACCUCCUUUAUUGUGAAGGAAGCUGAGACCCCCUGCUCUUGGACAUGGCUACCUAUAGCCCGUGGAGGAUUGCUGCUGGUCUCCUGGGCAACCUACUGUCAUCUAUCUGCAUUGUGUUUCUAAACAAGUGGAUUUAUGUCCAUUAUGGAUUUCCCAACAUGAGCCUGACACUGGUGCACUUUGUGGUAACUUGGCUUGGACUGUACUUGUGCCAAAGACUGGGGAUCUUCUGCCCAAAGAGCCUCUCUGUUUCCAAAGUUGCACUUCUGGCACUUAGCUUCUGCGGCUUUGUCGUAUUCACUAACUUAUCUCUUCAGAACAACACCAUAGGUACUUACCAGCUGGCCAAAGUUAUGACCACACCAGUCAUCAUCCUCAUCCAAACAAUGUGCUAUGGGAAGACUUUCUCUUUAAGGAUCAAGCUCACGUUGAUACCAAUUACAUUGGGAGUGAUUCUAAAUUCUUACUAUGAUGUAAAGUUUAAUGGUCUUGGAAUUCUAUUUGCUGCUCUUGGUGUUUUGGUAACAUCAGUAUAUCAAGUGUGGGUUGGAUCGAAGCAGCAUGAGUUACAAGUGAAUUCAAUGCAACUGCUGUACUACCAGGCCCCUUUGUCAUCUGCCAUGCUGCUAUGCAUCGUUCCCAUAUUUGAACCAGUUAUCGGAGAAGGGGGCAUUUUUGGACAUUGGUCUCCUUCUGCUAUCGCCAUGGUACUCCUCUCUGGUGUCAUUGCUUUCACAGUAAAUUUAUCUAUCUACUGGAUUAUAGGAAACACUUCACCAGUCACAUACAAUAUGUUUGGACAUUUCAAAUUUUGCAUUACUCUUUUGGGAGGAUACCUACUAUUUGAGGACCCCCUUUCUUUGAACCAGGGCCUUGGAAUUCUCUGCACACUGUUUGGGAUUUUAGUUUACACCCACUUCAAAAUCACUGAGCAGGAAGUGACUAAAAGUAAAUUGGCUCAACGGCCGUGAGACUUUUUUUUUUUUUGUCUCAAGACUAUAUUAUUAGAAAAUAUUUUUUAAAGUAUUUUUUUCUAAAGACAGUUUAAUUUGAAUGUCAAUAUAAUUCAUUUGUGUUGAAGGAAGAACUGUAUUGAAUAACUAUAUUCAAAUUCAAAUUGUGUCUAUAUAACUUUAUUUUUACAUACAAUUUUGUAACCCGGCAAAUUAUGCUAUGCCAUCAAAUUCAGUCUUGUUUUCACAAGACCUAAACCUACUGUGGUUUUUGUUUUUUUAAAUAAUGAUAGAAUUUUCCAUGUGACCUUUAUGGUAUGGAAAGACAACAAUUUUAGCGGAUCAUCUCAAAUUAAAGACAAAAGCUUGUUCUUUCCUUCCUCUAAGGAAUCAACUGCCACAUACAAGAGUGCAGUGUCUCUUCUUCCCCUACAGGAAGAUCAUUCCAGUGAAGAUGUUAAAUAUAAAGACUACACAAAUGUGUUGUAUCCUAAUAGUAUACAUGAAUCCAGAUCAAGAUGAUGUAAAAAAAAAACAAAAAAAAAAAACAAGAUAUGUCCUUGAAGUUCAACUUCUUCUCCAA